Cimex lectularius (bed bug) is the source of this 1057-nucleotide messenger RNA. RefSeq lists its product as uncharacterized. The transcript has 3 exons. The record is from RefSeq and is a predicted model, not a curated record. NCBI's taxonomy places the organism in Eukaryota, Metazoa, Arthropoda, Insecta, Hemiptera, Cimicidae. Bases 1 to 516 code for a protein of 171 amino acids.
AUGAAUGUAACGGACGGGUCACUCGAACUCGAUAAUUACCCUUUAAGAACAUUCUUCGAACGAGGACGUAGAAGGAUGCCGUUUCAAGGUCCUCGUAGGAACAAAAGGGAUCCGAUACAGGACCCUUUGAUACGUAGGAAGCCUGAUAGCCGAGAAGGUGAUAUCGACCCAAUGAGGUGGAUCCUGGUAGCUGUUUGCCUGAGCCUUGCUACAGUCAUAGCAUCAACUUCGGCACGAUCGUCGGGCAACUACGCCAGGGAGGACAGAGGACGAAGCACGAGGGGCUUCAAAAACGGGCCGCUCAACACAGCGAGAGGCUUCGGAAAACGAUCCCUGCAAGAAGACCUGAUUCCGGCGGACUGGAUGGCCGAUGAGAUCACAUCGAAUCCAGAUCUCGCCAGGCUCCUCGUUCGCAGAUUCAUGGACGUCGACCAGGAUGGGUUCGUGUCGCCCUUGGAGUUCUUGCGGCCCCCUUUGAAGCAGAGCUGCCAGCCAGAGCAGGACGAUUCGGAUUGAUGGAUAAACCUCAAAGCAGAUGCCCUCCCCUUAAAACUGCAAACUUCAUUUUAACCCCACUCCCAACCCUUAAAAUAAAUAUAAAAUUUAUUUAUUUCCACGAUAGUUUUAAAAAAUUGUUCUCUUCUAUUUCUUCUCAGACACUCCGUAGAAUAAUUUGCAUAUUUUUGUUUUAGAAUCAGAUUUUUUUGUAAAUAAAUUACCCAUGGCCUGUUUCCUUACUGGAUUCUCCGGAAAGAUUUUCGAAAUAAAAAUCAACGGAUUAACCUCAACACCAAAGAGAUAAAGAGUUAAAUUAAUGUAAAUAAAUUGUAUUUUUCUUGAGAAAAAGAAAAUAAAAUUUGAAUUUUAAGAAUAUACUAAAAUAAUAUAUGUAUAGAUCCCUUAUUUAGUCGUUGUUAACAGAUUAUCUUUCUUUUUUGAUGUCUGAUGAAGAAUUUUGUUGUUUUAUUGUUUCAUGUUUUAUCUUUUUCGGAAAUUUUGAAUAUGUUUGGUGUAUGAAUAUUAUGAAAACUACAAAAAUUAAAAUAAAGCAUGCACA